GUUGGACAGCACCGCUCUAGCACUGUGCGCAGGGGGUGCUCCAGUGCUGCUCCAGCCGCUAGCCGCUGCCUUGGGGCAUCUUGGGGCGUCUUGGAGCGUGCUGGGGCGUGGAUGUGGGGCGAUGGAUCUUUCUGCUCGACAGGGAUCACCGCGCCUCGCACAGGGGUCGUCGCUAUCGAUAACGAAAAGUCUGGGAAUUUUCAACUUCGCUCGUCCUCAACCCGCUAUCUCAAGCAUGUCGCAUCACCAGUUCUCAACGACAUUCCUCAUUUGAAGUUGAAUUUCCCACCAAUAGCUGGGGGCCGAUUUUGCGGCUUUGCCUCGUUGUUAGAGAGGUCCUCUCGGACGGGUUGCUCACAACCAGGCGGCAUAUUUCCUCCUUUCGCCAUUUGGUGACCUGCCAGUUCUCAUCAUGGGUUUCCAAAAGAAAACCGGCAAAGGCCGUCUUGACAAGUACUAUCGCCUCGCUAAGGAGAAGGGAUAUAGAGCCAGAGCUGCUUUCAAGUUGCUCCAGCUUAACAAAAAGUACGACUUCCUGGGUUCCAGUAGGGUCGUAAUCGAUCUCUGCGCUGCUCCUGGGUCAUGGCUACAAGUGGCCGCGGAGGCAAUGCCAAAAGGGAGUUUGAUUGUUGGUGUAGAUUUAUCGCCAAUAAAACCGAUUCCGGGUGUUAUUAGCUUCCAAAGUGAUAUCACGACUGACAAAUGCCGUGCUGAACUUCGGAGACAUUUGAAGACGUGGAAAGCAGAUACGGUUUUGCAUGAUGGUGCGCCUAAUGUUGGAACGGCCUGGAUCCAGGAUUCCUUUAAUCAAGCAGAGCUCACCCUGCAAUCCUUGAAAUUGGCUUGUGAAUUCCUUGUCGAGGGUGGCACCUUUUGCACCAAGGUAUUUCGCUCAGCUCAGUUUAACCAGCUCACCUGGAUUUUCAAUCAACUUUUCGAUCGAGUCGACACGACAAAGCCUCCCUCUUCCCGAAACGUUAGUGCAGAAAUUUUCUGCGUAUGCAGAGGCUUCAAGGCACCUAAACAUUUGGACCCUAGGUUCUUGGAUCCUAAAACGGCUUUUGCCGAUCUGAAUGACACCGCGAACACAGAUGAGGCAAAGGUCUACAAACCCGAGCUCAAAAAACGCAAGCGAGGUGGUUAUGAGGAGGGCGACUAUGCCUCUGGUACUCUGUAUCGGGAGGUUUUGGCGUCCGAAUUCGUGGAAACCACAGACCCUAUUUCAAUUUUAGCGAAUACCAACCGUCUCAUACUGGAAACCCUCGAGCCUACACUCUCGCUAGCCGCCCUUCAAAAAAUGCCUGCAACUACAACAGAGAUUAGACAGUAUUGCUCGGACCUGAAAGUGCUAGGAAGAUCUGAAUUCAAGAAGCUUCUGAAAUGGAGACUAGUAGCACGCGAGGCAUUUGGGCUUCCCACUAAAAAACAAUCGCAACCCACCCCUUCACAAGGAGAAGGAGAAGAAGAAGCAGACGUACAGCCUAUGGAUGAGGAAUUAAAGCUGCAGGAAGAUUUGCAGGCUCUGAAAGACAAAGAUGUCGCUAGGAGAAAGCGGGAGAAACGAAAGCAAAACGAAAAGAAAACGAAAGAUAUUCAAAGGGUUCAAAUGAACAUGAUGGCACCCAUGGAUAUCGGUAUAGAAAGUGCCACUGUGCAACCAGAUAUGUUCCAGCUCAAAGCUCUCGAGAAACAAAAGGUCGUUGGCCAAAUUGCCAAAGGUCGUAUGGCGAUCUUGACUGAACGGCCGAAGAAAGAUCAAGACAGCGGAAUCGGAUCUUCUGGAGACACGGAUGACGAAUCUGAUGAUCUGAACGAUCGCCUAGAAAGAGAACUAGAUCAGCAUUGGGACGCAUACCAGGAGAGGAGACGAAACUAUGAAGCCAGGAUAAAACGUCGAAAGCAGGAGGAAGAUGGAGAGUGGGAAGGUGUAUCGGCUGAUGAACAGGAGUCCAGCGACGACGACAUGGUUGAAGAAAGCGAUGGCUCUGAUGAUGACGAGGAUGAUGAAGCUCCCCAGCGAUUACUCACAGAUCUUGAUGGUGUGUCAAAGGAUGCAGGCCUCUCAAAACGAGCUACCAAAUUUUUCGAUCAGGAUAUCUUCAAGGACAUCCCAGGUCUGGAGCAAUCUGACACCGAGUCCCUGGCAGAAGAAGAUAUGGAAGAUGCACUAGUAGCGAGCAAAACCGAGGUCAAACCUGUAGUAUCCGAAAAGCCAUCUACGAAAGCUUCGAAACACAAAGUAAAAGAACAGAUUUCUCCUACCAUUGACGAGGAAGAAGACGAAGAUCAAGAGGAUGAUGACUGGGAAAAGAAUGACCAACGUCGCCCAGAUGGUAAGCCCAGUAUCGACAUUGUUACCGCAGAAGCAAUGGAGCUUGCCCGCCAGCUGGCGAGUGGGCAGAAAACCAAGCAGGACUUAAUCGAUGAGAACUUUGAUAAGUAUGCAUUCCGAGACCGCGAUGGACUUCCAGAUUGGUUUUUGGAGGACGAGGCUAGGAACGAGAAGAAACAAAAGCCCAUCACAAAGGAGGCGGCACAGGCAAUCAAGGAAAAGAUGAGAGCCUUGAACGCUAGACCUAUCAAGAAAGUGCGGGAAGCGCAAGCAAGAAAGAAGUUCAAGACCGCUCAAAGGCUCGAAAAGUUGAAGAAGAAGUCAGAUCUUUUGGCCAAUGAGGAGGGCAUGACAGAGAAGGAGAAGGCCGAGAGCAUAGCGAAAUUGCUCGGCAAAGCUAAGAAGAAGGCUCCUAAGCGGUCGGUGAAGGUAGUAGUCGCUAGGGGUGCCAAUCGUGGUAUUCAAGGUCGACCCAAGGGCGUGAAAGGACGAUAUAAGAUUGUAGAUGCUCGAAUGAAAAAGGAAAUGAGAGCGCUGAAGAGGAUAUCGAAGCGGAAGUAGAGGUAAAUCUAUGGGCCAUUUGGUUCUUAGAAGACGCCCCACAAAAUAAUACAGUAUAAAAAUGAGAUUUUGCAAAGAUUACCAUGACUUUUGAUGACAUCCUAAUCACAAACGUAG
Molecule: messenger RNA, 3010 nt
Organism: Xylaria bambusicola
Lineage: Eukaryota; Fungi; Ascomycota; Sordariomycetes; Xylariales; Xylariaceae
Product: Spb1 C-terminal domain-containing protein
Exons: 7
Coding region: 413-2893 (826 amino acids)
Biological process (GO): maturation of LSU-rRNA from tricistronic rRNA transcript (SSU-rRNA, 5.8S rRNA, LSU-rRNA); rRNA methylation; maturation of 5.8S rRNA from tricistronic rRNA transcript (SSU-rRNA, 5.8S rRNA, LSU-rRNA)
Cellular component (GO): preribosome, large subunit precursor; nucleus; nucleolus
Molecular function (GO): rRNA (uridine-2'-O-ribose)-methyltransferase activity; rRNA (guanine) methyltransferase activity
Source: RefSeq, a predicted model, not a curated record